Messenger RNA from Phymastichus coffea, 819 nucleotides. RefSeq lists its product as uncharacterized. The transcript is spliced from 8 exons. Gene Ontology annotation, cellular component: membrane. Bases 1 to 819 code for a protein of 272 amino acids. Lineage: Eukaryota; Metazoa; Arthropoda; Insecta; Hymenoptera; Eulophidae. The record is from RefSeq and is a predicted model, not a curated record. Gene Ontology annotation, biological process: sensory perception of taste.
AUGGAGAAGAAGAUUUUAGGUUUUUCUGAUAAUCUUGUAAAGCAGUACGUAACAUCGGGUUUCACGUUCAGUAUACUAUCUGUACGAAAAAAAGCCGUUGACAUCAAAAGGGCCAGGCCAUUUUUGUUUAAAACCUUCGAAGUGUACUUGACUCUUGUACAGAUUAGUAACAUAAAGCUCUUUGCUUGGAUGACACUCAAUGUUGGUUGUAGAUUUCAAGUUAUGAAUGAAGGAAUUCGACGCAGAAUGUCUAAAACAAAAAUAAAUGAUUAUACGAUACAAGACAAUUAUACAUUCUUGAAAACAUCGGCAAAGGUCCAUUCAGAGCUCUGCAAUAUAGCUAGAAGAGCUAUGAAACCAUUCAUUAUAAACAUAAUAAAUUGCGUUAUCAUGACGUUCGGCAUCACCACAUCUAUUAUAUAUGUGAUUUUUAUUGAACUGAAAAAUAGACUCAGUGCUAAUCAUGCCUUCUUUUAUUUCACUUUGAUCAUGACAUAUGUUUUACUAACGAUCCUCAUUGUCAGCAGUUGUAAUUGGACCAGUCAAAAGGCAGCUGAAACUAUGAAAAUACUUCAUAAAAUCACGAUGGAAAAUAUUACGAAAGAUCAUCAAUGUCUUGAUGAAAUGGCACGUGCGUUUUGCAUGCAAAUAGUUCAUCAUAAUCUGCAAUUCAAUGCAUGGAAUUUGUUUCUCGUUGAUUCCACGUUUCUGCAGUCGGUAGUAACUUUGAAGACUAUGCUACUACACAUUCCAACGGUCAAUUUGUAUUUUAAGAUCUGCAAUUUAUUUUUUCAGUUGGCAGAAGCAGUGACAACUUAG